Trichomonas vaginalis G3 is the source of this 1614-nucleotide messenger RNA. RefSeq names its product histone acetyltransferase with radical SAM domain, Elp3 type family. Gene Ontology annotation, molecular function: acyltransferase activity, transferring groups other than amino-acyl groups; iron-sulfur cluster binding. The transcript has a single exon. Lineage: Eukaryota; Parabasalia; Trichomonadida; Trichomonadidae. The record is from RefSeq and is a predicted model, not a curated record. Gene Ontology annotation, cellular component: cytoplasm; nucleus; elongator holoenzyme complex. Bases 1 to 1614 code for a protein of 537 amino acids. Gene Ontology annotation, biological process: tRNA wobble base 5-methoxycarbonylmethyl-2-thiouridinylation.
AUGAGCGAGGAUCCAAACAACCUUAAGGCGGCCGCGGAGCUCGCCCAGUAUCUCAUUAAUUCCUAUGAAAAGGGAUAUCAGCCAGACUUACAACGCGAGAAAUUCAAAAUCGCACGUAAAUAUCACUUAAGUCGAGGUCUCGGAUCAUCAGAAAUCAUCAAAGCUAUUCCACUCGAAUACCGUGAGCGUAUCCUUCCACUCAUCAGAAAGAAACCAGUUCGUACAGCAUCAGGCGUCGCUGUUAUUGCAUUCAUGUGCAAGCCACAUAGAUGCCCACACGUCGAAACAAACGGAUAUCCAUGUUCAUACUGUCCAGGUGGCCCAGACUCUGACUUUGAUUACUCAUCACAGUCGUAUACAGGUUAUGAACCAACAUCAAUGCGUGCCAUUCGUUCCAAGUACGAUCCAUUCUCACAGAUCAGAGGCAGAAUCGCCCAGUUGAACAGUAUUGGACACUCUGCUGUCAAACUCGAGCUCAUUUUGAUGGGUGGUACUUUCCUUUCUCUUGAAAAGGAAUAUCGUGACAACUUCAUCAUCGGAAUGUACGCUGGUGUUACAGGUCACGUAGCCCACUCUGUUAAGGAAGCAACAACAUAUGCUGAAUGCUCAACAGAUAGAGCCGUCGCACUCACAAUUGAGACACGUCCUGACUACUGUUUCGCUGAACAUAUCGAUGACAUGCUUACUUACGGUACAACAAGAGUUGAAAUCGGUUUACAAACUGUCUGGGAAGAUGUUCUUUGGUAUGUCGGCAGAGGACACGGUGGCGACGAUGUUGCUCGUUCCUUCAGAGAUUGCCGUCGUUCCGGACUCAAAGUUACGGCUCAUAUGAUGCCAAAUCUUCCACAUACAGAUUUCGAACGCGAUAUCGAUGGUUUCGUUGAAUUAUUCGAAAACCCAUACUGGCGUCCAGACGGACUCAAGCUCUACCCAACUCUCGUUAUGAGAGGAACAAUGUUAUACGAUCAAUGGGUUGACAAGACAUACGUUCCAUUAGAUCCAGACGAGUUAAUUACAUUGAUCUCAGAGAUCCUCCGCCUUGUUCCACCAUGGGUCAGAGUUUUCCGUAUCCAAAGAGAUGUCCCAAUGACAUUAGUUUCCGCCGGUGUCGAGAACGGCAACUUGAGAGACAUCGCCAUGAAGAGAUUGCUCCAGAGAGGCGGUCGUGCAAGAGAUGUCCGCGCAAGAGAGGUCGGCAUUACCGAAAUCAGAGACAAAAUCAAGCCAGACAAGGUCGAAUUGGUCAGAAGAGACUUCAUGGCCGACGAUGGCUGGGAAACAGUUCUCUCAUACGAAGACACAGACAACGACAUCCUCAUUGGCCUUGUAAGACUCAGAGCACCAGGAGACACAUUCAGAGAUGAGUUACAAGGAGCUUCUUUGGUCAGAGAAUUACACGUGUACGGACAGGUUGUUCCUAUCGACCAAAAGGACCUUUCCAGGUACCAGCACAAAGGAUACGGAGCUCAGUUGAUGGCAGAAGCAGAGAGAAUCACUGUUGAAGAGCACGGAUCAAAGAGACUCGCUGUUAUUUCUGGUAUCGGUGUCAGAGAUUACUACAAGAAGCUCGGAUACAGAUUGGAAGGCGCUUACAUGGUCAAGGAUUUCGAAUAA